Messenger RNA from Mya arenaria, 1724 nucleotides. Its product is annotated as 26S proteasome regulatory subunit 6B. The coding region runs from base 63 to 1319 and encodes 418 amino acids. Lineage: Eukaryota; Metazoa; Mollusca; Bivalvia; Myida; Myidae. Gene Ontology annotation, cellular component: proteasome regulatory particle, base subcomplex. Gene Ontology annotation, molecular function: ATP hydrolysis activity; proteasome-activating activity; ATP binding. The transcript has 9 exons. The record is from RefSeq and is a predicted model, not a curated record. Gene Ontology annotation, biological process: proteasome-mediated ubiquitin-dependent protein catabolic process.
AAAAAGAUAAUGUGCGAUUUUCACAGCGAGAUAAAAUAUCGCAAAACAAAACCGGCUUCAUCAUGGAAGAAAUUGGACUGAACCCUCCAGAAAAAGAGGAUUCCGGACUGACUGAGUCUCGGCCUGGAACUGCCCCUAAUACAGCUCAUAUUGACCCACUGGGAGUGGACAUCGAAGAUCUGUAUGUUAAAUACAAGAAACUUCAACGUCAGCUAGAGUUUCUUGAAGUUCAGGAAGAGUACAUCAAAGAUGAGCAGAAGAACCUUAAGAAGGAAUACCUGCAUGCACAGGAGGAGGUGAAGCGCAUACAGAGUGUGCCUCUUGUCAUCGGACAAUUCCUAGAGGCUGUUGACCAAAACACUGGAAUCGUUGGAUCAACCACUGGUUCCAACUACUAUGUGCGCAUCUUGUCCACCAUAGACCGGGAGUUGUUAAAGCCGUCAGCCAGUGUGGCCCUUCACAAACACAGCAAUGCCCUCGUGGAUGUCCUUCCUCCGGAGGCAGACAGCAGCAUCACCAUGCUAGGGGCUGAUGAGAAGCCUGAUGUUGAGUAUGUCGAUAUUGGUGGUAUGGACAUACAGAAGCAAGAAGUUCGGGAGGCUGUGGAGCUGCCCUUGACCCACUUUGAUCUUUACAAGCAAAUUGGUAUCGACCCUCCCCGUGGUGUUCUCAUGUUUGGACCACCAGGAUGUGGCAAGACCAUGUUGGCUAAGGCUGUAGCCCAUCAUACUACAGCUGCAUUUAUCCGUGUUGUCGGUUCUGAAUUUGUCCAGAAAUAUCUUGGUGAGGGACCACGUAUGGUGAGAGAUGUGUUCAGACUAGCCAAGGAAAAUGCUCCAGCCAUCAUCUUCAUUGACGAAAUUGAUGCUAUAGCUACCAAGAGAUUUGAUGCCCAGACCGGAGCUGACAGAGAAGUGCAGAGAAUCUUGCUGGAGUUGCUGAAUCAGAUGGACGGCUUUGACCAGACCGUCAAUGUUAAGGUUAUCAUGGCGACAAAUCGUCAUGACACAUUGGACCCUGCCUUGUUAAGACCUGGUCGACUUGACCGUAAAAUUGAGUUUCCCCUCCCUGAUCGGCGACAAAAGCGUCUAAUCUUCUCCACCAUCACCGGGAAGAUGAACCUCAGUGAGGAGGUAGACUUGGAGGACUAUGUUGCCCGGCCAGAUAAAAUCAGUGGGGCUGACAUUAACGCCAUAUGUCAGGAGGCUGGGAUGCAGGCUGUGAGGGAGAACCGUUAUGUGGUGCUGGCCAAGGACUUCGAGAAGGGAUACAAAAACAACACCAAGAAAGAUGAAACUGAGCAUGAGUUCUACAAGUAAAACAACCCCACUCUGGAAUUUAACAAUGCUGGAUAGUGAAAAUAUUCAUGUUUGGAUGUAUGGAUUCUGUAGAAUUGUUCAUUGUUGGUUUAUAUGUUGGCCAACUGUUAUGGUGAACUUGAAAGUUUAUGUUGACUUUAAAAAUGAUCAAUACAAUGUUAAAAUUUGCAGUCAACUAAUUUAUUUAUGAAAAGUUGACACUAACAAGGCUGUAAAUAUUUACGUGUAUGUAAACAUGUACAAACAUGUACAGUUAAAGGAACAUUGUCACUGAUAAAUCUUGUGUUUUGAUGGAUUAAAAUGUAGAACUCUAUGACAUACAGAAUUCUAGCCAUUAUAUGACCAGAUAAACAUGUCAUGAAUGUGUAAAACAAAUCCUUUAAAAAUAAAGAUUUGCUAUAUUGA